Fundulus heteroclitus (mummichog) is the source of this 9097-nucleotide messenger RNA. RefSeq names its product kinesin family member 1B (gene kif1b). Lineage: Eukaryota; Metazoa; Chordata; Actinopteri; Cyprinodontiformes; Fundulidae. The transcript is spliced from 54 exons. Gene Ontology annotation, molecular function: microtubule binding; ATP binding; microtubule motor activity. The record is from RefSeq and is a predicted model, not a curated record. The coding region runs from base 373 to 6228 and encodes 1951 amino acids. Gene Ontology annotation, biological process: microtubule-based movement.
UGACGUAAUCUCUUCGGUAAAUCAAGGCGAUCCAUCGAUUUUUCAUUUUCGGUCGGCUUUGCAGACGGGCGGCCACAGGAGGAAAAACAAGAUAGUUCACCGAGUCACCUUGUUCGCAUUUUCUUUUUUUUACAUAUCCAUCCCGGCGGAGGAUACCGCUAUAAUGGGUAGUUUCCACGGAAGCGGACAUUGUAGCAGUUUACGUGUGUGCAGAUUUUGAUAAAAAAAAAGAAAAAGAAGCAGCAACAACAUCCUGACGCCCGCAAGCUAAACGUCAGUCCUGCCACUGUCCGGUGGUGCCGCCUAGGAUAGAGUCGCCAAACGAGGGAUAUAAACGCAAUCUUACUUGGGAGUCCGACCUCAGGAGCAAGCAUGUCUGGGGCGUCUGUAAAAGUCGCCGUGCGAGUCCGACCCUUCAACUCCAGGGAAAUGGGCAAGGAGUCAAAAUGUAUCAUUCAGAUGCAAGGCAACACUACAACUAUCCUGAACCCCAAAGCCCCCAAAGAACCAGCAAAAACGUUCAGCUUCGAUUAUUCCUACUGGUCACACACCACACCAGAGGACCCCUCCUUUGCAUCACAGAACCAAGUGUACAACGACAUCGGGAAGGAGAUGCUGCAGCAUGCUUUUGAGGGCUACAACGUCUGCAUCUUCGCUUACGGCCAGACCGGAGCUGGCAAAUCCUACACUAUGAUGGGCAAACAGGAGGAGGGACAGGAAGGAAUCAUUCCCAUGCUUUGUGAAGAUCUAUUUGAGAAAAUCAAUGACGACGGCAACAAAGAGGAUCUCUCCUACUCAGUAGAGGUGAGUUACAUGGAGAUCUACUGUGAACGGGUGCGAGAUCUGCUCAAUCCUAAGAACAAAGGGAACCUGAGGGUGCGAGAGCAUCCGCUGCUGGGUCCCUACGUGGAGGACCUGUCCAAGCUGGCCGUCACAUCCUACACAGAUAUUGCUGAUUUAAUGGAUGCAGGAAACAAAGCAAGAACUGUUGCUGCUACCAACAUGAAUGAGACCAGCAGCAGGUCCCAUGCAGUUUUCACCAUCGUCUUCACACAGAAGAAACAUGACAGCGAGACGGACCUCACCACGGAAAAGGUCAGUAAAAUUAGUCUGGUCGACUUGGCAGGAAGCGAACGUGCAGAUUCCACUGGAGCUAAAGGUACCAGGCUAAAGGAGGGAGCAAACAUCAACAAAUCUCUCACCACAUUAGGGAAGGUCAUCUCUGCCUUGGCAGAAGUGGAUAACUGUACCAGCAAGAGCAAGAAAAAGAAAAAGACGGACUUCAUCCCUUACAGAGACUCUGUUCUGACCUGGCUGCUGAGGGAGAACCUCGGUGGAAACUCCAGAACAGCCAUGGUAGCUGCCCUCAGCCCUGCAGAUAUCAACUAUGAUGAAACUCUCAGUACACUGCGGUAUGCCGACCGAGCCAAGAACAUCAAAUGCAAUGCUGUUAUCAACGAGGAUCCCAAUAAUAAGUUGGUGCGCGAUCUGAAGGACGAAGUGGCUCGACUGAAGGAACUGCUCCGCGCUCAGGGCCUGGGAGACAUCCUGGACAUUGAUCCAAUGGGGGAUGAUUACCCAGGAAGUGGAAUCAAAUACCUCAAAGACAUUCAGAACAAUAAGAAUAGAUACUUGAUAGCCUCAGAGAACCAACGCCCUGGCCAUUUCUCCACAGCCCCUAUUGGUUCCCUGACAGCCUCUCCGUCCUCUGGCGCACUGUGCAACCAGGGGGGUCUUCAGUCGGUCACCAGCAUCCAGGAGCGCAUCAUGUCCACGCCUGGAGGAGAGGAGGCCAUUGAAAGACUCAAGGAAUCAGAAAAGAUCAUUGCUGAGCUCAAUGAAACCUGGGAGGAGAAACUACGGAAGACAGAAGCCAUCCGAAUGGAGAGGGAGGCUCUGCUUGCCGAGAUGGGCGUGGCGAUCCGUGAAGACGGAGGCACCUUGGGCGUGUUCUCUCCUAAAAAGCUUAGCCAUGAUGGUCCAUUAGAUGAGCAAAUUGAUUGCCUUUCUGCCAAGAAGCAUUUCAGAGAGAAGCCUUGCGAUCUCUAUACAGACUUUAAUGGGGUGUUUUCCCCCAAAAAGACUCCACACUUGGUCAACCUGAAUGAGGACCCCCUAAUGUCUGAGUGUUUGCUCUACUACAUAAAAGAUGGGAUUACAAGGGUGGGUCAGGCCGAUGCCGAGAGGAGGCAGGACAUUGUUUUAAGCGGAGCUCACAUCAGGGAAGAACACUGCAUCUUCCGAAGCGAGAGGAACGCCAACGGAGAUGUUAUCGUCAUGCUGGUGCCGUGUGAGGGAUCUGAAACCUAUGUCAAUGGAAAACGGGUGGAGGACGCAAUCCAGCUUCGUUCCGGCAACCGGAUCAUUAUGGGAAAGAACCACGUGUUCCGAUUUAACCACCCAGAGCAGGCCCGGGCUGAGCGCGAGAAAACGCCCACCGCCGAGACCCCCGUCGAGCCUGUGGAUUGGACGUUUGCUCAGCGAGAGCUUCUAGAGAAACAGGGCAUCGACAUGAAGCAGGAAAUGGAGAAAAGGCUCACCGAGAUGGAAAUCUUGUACAAAAAGGAGAAGGAAGAAGCAGACCAGCUUCUGGAGCAACAGCGACUGGUGUACGAGAGCAAACUGCAGGAGCUCCAGAAGCAGGUGGAGACGCGCUCUCUGGUAGCAGAGACGCCCGACGAGGAAGAGCUGGAGGAGGAAGAGGAGGAGGAAGAGCCUAAAUUACUGGGAUUGCCGUGGACUCAGCAUGAGUUUGAGCUGGCUCAGUGGGCCUUCAGGAAGUGGAGGUACCACCAGUUCACCUCCCUGCGCGACCAGCUGUGGGGGAACGCCGUGUACCUGAAGGAGGCCAACGCCAUCAGUGUGGAGCUCAAGAAAAAAGUCCAGUUCCAGUUUGUCCUGCUGACAGACACGCUGUACUCCCCGCUGCCGCCCGAGCUCCUGCCCCCAGAGCCGGAGAAGGAUCGCGACCCGAGACCUUUCCCUCGCACCGUGGUCGCUGUGGAGGUUCAGGACCUGAAGAACGGAGCUACACACUACUGGUCCCUGGAAAAACUCAAGCAGAGGCUGGAGCAAAUGAGGGAGAUGUACGACCGCGCCGGAGAAAUGGCGUCCACUCAUCAGGACGGUGAUGGAGAGGGGAGUCUGACUGGAAAUGACCCGUUCUACGACCGUUUCCACUGGUUCAAGCUUGUGGGGAGCAGCUCGCCCAUCUUUACCGGCUGCGUCAACGAGCACCUGGCCGACCGCACGCCCUCGCCCACCUUCUCCACCUCCGACUCCGAGAUUACCGAGCUGGCGGACGAGCGCCAGAGCGAGAUGUCCGACUUCAUAGACGACGAGGCGUUCGUGGACGACACCAGCUCGGACGCCGGCACCGAGGAGGGCUCGGACAUCUUCAGCGACGGCCAGGACCCCUUCUACGACCGCUCCCCCUGGUUCAUCCUGGUGGGAAGAGCGUUUGUGUACCUGAGCAACCUGCUGUACCCCGUGCCGCUCGUUCACCGGGUUGCCAUAGUUACAGAGAAGGGCGAGGUGCGAGGCUUCCUGCGCGUGGGGGUCCAGGCCAUAGCUGCUGACGAGGAGGCUCCAGAUUACGGGUCAGGGGUAAGACAGUCGGGGACUGCCAAGAUUUCCUUUGAUGAUGAGUACUUCAAAAAGAACGACUUUCCCUCCACGGUUAUGACUCGCUCCGGCUUGUCCCUGGAGGAGCUGCGCAUUGUGGAGGGUCAGGGUCAGAGCUCAGAGGUCAUCACACCCUCCGAGGAGCUCAACAGAAUCAACGACAUGGACCUUAAGCUGGGUAACAUCCCAGACACCAAGCUGGGUCACAGUGAGGGGCUGGCAGGCCAGCUGGAGGUGGGAAGCAUCUUCACCUUCCGUGUCACCGUCCUCCAGGCCAGCGGCAUCCCACCGGAGUAUGCUGACAUCUUCUGCCAGUUCAAUUUCCUUCACCGCCACGAUGAGGCUUUCUCCACCGAGCCGCUGAAGAACGCCGGCAAAGGAGCUCCUCUGGGCUUUUACCACGUCCAGAAUGUUUCGGUGGAGGUCACAGAGUCUUUUAUUGAGUACAUUAAGAGCAAGCCCAUCGUCUUUGAGGUAUUUGGCCACUAUCAGCAGCACCCGCUGCACAUCCACGGCCAGGACCUGAUCAGGCCUCCAACGCCGUCAAGGAAAUACUACCCUAUCCCCAUGCCUCUGUCUAAACCAGACCACACCCGUAAGAUUGAGUUGAUCCACUACCUCGUGAGCGGCUAUGUUAACAGCAGGGUGCUGGACACGCUGUCCGAGCACGCCAACGCCCUCGCCUCCUCCGCUGUGGCCAGCCUGGAGGACGAGGCUGACAAGCUCUCACACUUCCCGUUCCUUUCAGCGCUCCACGACCCCGUGUUCACUGUACCUAAGCACCACGUUCCAGCCACCAAGCUGAACACCAUCACCAAGUCAAACCUGGGUCAGUGUGUCAGCAAGUACGACCUGCUCGUCUGGUUCGAGAUAAGCGAGCUGGAGCCCACUGGAGAGUACAUCCCAGCUAUAGUGGAUCACAGUGCCGGCUUGCCCUGUCACGGCACCUACCUUCUGCACCAGGGAAUCCAGCGGAGGAUCACGGUGACCCUGAUACACGAGAAGGGCAGCGAGCUCCACUGGAAGGACGUUCGAGAGCUGGUUGUGGGUCGUAUCAGGAGCAAGGCGGAGGUGGACGACGGUGCGGCUGAUGCUGUCCUGUCCCUGAACAUCAUUUCUGCCAAGAACAUCAAGUCCUCCCACAACACCAACAGGCUUUCUAUUGAUAAGGAUAUUGAUAGAACCUUCUAUCGUUUCGAAGCCGUGUGGGACAGCUCCCUGCACAACUCCCUCCUGCUAAACCGAGUCACCCCUUACGGAGAGAAGAUCUACAUGACCCUGUCUGCAUAUCUAGAGCUGGACCACUGCAUCCAGCCCGCCAUCAUCACUAAAGACAUCUGCAUGGUGUUCUACUCCCGCGACGCUAAGAUCUCCCCUCCCCGUUCUCUCAGGAACCUCUUUGGGAGCGGCUACUCCAAAACCCCCGACUGCAAUCGUGUCACCGGCAUCUAUGAGCUGAGCCUGUGCAAGAUGUCUGACACCGGAAGCCCGGGGAUGCAGCGGAGGAGGAGGAAGGUUCUGGACACCUCGGUGGCUUACGUGCGAGGAGAAGAGAACCUGGCCGGGUGGAGGCCCAGAGGCGACAGCUUGAUCCUGGAGCACCAGUGGGAGUUGGAGAAACUCGAGCAGCUGCAUGAGGUGGAGAAGACCCGCCACCUCCUCCUGCUGAGGGAGAAGCUGGGAGAGGCGCCUCCGGUGGGGCCGACUCCCACCACCAAGUCCAUCAGCGAGUCCCUGCUGUCCCCCAGCAUGAGCUCGGGCACUCUGUCCACCUCCACCUCCAUCUCCUCGCAGAUCUCCAGCGCCACUUGCGAAAGCGCCAUCACGCCCAGCGAGAGCAGCGGCUACGACUCGGCGGACAUCGAGAGCCUGGUGGAUCGGGAGAAGGAGCUCGCCUCCAAGUGUCUCCGCCUGCUGACGCACACCUUCAACAGCGAAUACAGCCAGGUGGUGAACAGCAUCAGCGACUGUAAGCUGUCGGACAUCUCACCCAUGGGACGAGACCCAUCGGUGACCAGCUUAAGCAGCGCCACCCUCACCCCGUCCUCCACCUGCCCCUCGCUGGCCGACUCCCGCUGCAGCUCCUUAGACCAAAAGACCCCAGAGAACAACUCCCGUGCCCCCAGUCCCUCCUGCUCCGACUAUGAGAACUUCCCAAUGGUUCCCACUCUGGAGAUGUCCUACCUUGCUCGCGCUGGAAAGAACGAGUUCCUAAACUUGGUGCCUGAUAUUGAAGAGAUGAGGCCGGGGUCUGUGGUGUCUAAGAAAGGUUUCCUCAGCUUCAUGGAGCCGCGCUCCAACACGUGGGUGAAGCACUUUGUGGUCGUUCGCCGCCCAUACGUUUUCAUCUACAACAGCGACAAGGACCCGGUGGAGCGAGGCGUCCUCAACCUGUCCACAGCCCAGGUGGAGUACAGCGAAGACCAGCAGGCCAUGCUCAAGACUCCCAACACAUUUGCCGUGUGCACAAAGCAUCGAGGGAUCCUCCUGCAGGCCAACAACGAGAAAGAUCUGAACGACUGGCUGUACGCCUUUAAUCCUCUGCUAGCAGGGACGAUAAGAUCGAAGCUGGCGAGGAGGCGCAGCGGCCUGAUGAAGAACUGAGCGGAGCGGCCCGCAGGGACCCCCACGGCUUCCUCUGAGCAGCCUUUGAACAUACAAAGUGUUAACAUUAAUUAAUCAUAGUGAGUCUUAAAGGUUUCCUCUUGUAAGUAGACAUGUGGCUUAAGUCUCUACUUUUCAUGCGACUAAAAGUUUCAGCUUCAUUGAACUUUGCCUCCCCCCCUUCCCUCCAGCAACCCAAGCUCUUCUCCUCCUCCUCCUCCUCCUCUCCUCCCCCUUCAGCUUUUUUGGGUUUAGAUUUUUAUGACGGGUCUGAUUUCUUUCCGCUUUGUCGUCAUUCCUGAACUUCCUGACUUGUAGCAUGUUGUAGUAGUCUACUUGUGUGUGCACGGCUCUCCAAAAACAAAUCUUCAGUUUGCCAAUCAUCUGUAAAAAAAGAAAAAAAAAAGGAAAAGGGGAAACAAAAAAUCUCUUAUCAGUGUUAUUUGUCUCCUAAAAUAAGUUCAGUUAAACUUUUUUGUUUUUUGGUUUAUGACGAUGUGCUCGGAUAAUAAGUGCAGCAGCAGUCCCCAGGAGAACACCAAGUUUUCUCGCCGAAAACAAGUGAAAUCAGAUUUAAUAUAUAAAGCGGAAAUCGACAAACGCAUAUAUAUAUAUAUCCAAGAGAUCUGAUAGUGAAUGCUCUGCAACAUGAACUAUUGCUUUUCUUUUUUGGACUUGAAGAGAAUUGCAUCAGGUCGCCGCCUCAUCGAAACACAUCAAUCUAAAUAUGUCAAGCUAAAUCCAGCUGAGCUCAGCACAGAUUCAUCCGUGUGACGUUUGGUUCCCACCCCUCAGCCUCUGUACAUACACCAACUCCCAGAUAGUGUCAGUCUGUGCAAUUGUGCAAACAUAAAAAAACAACAACAAAACAACAAAAAAAACUACCAUCUGGAUGAAAACAAGCAAAAAUGUACAAUUUCUGUACAGAUACUUCUUCCAGAAAUAGAUAUUUUGCCGUUUGGUAUUCCACCAUAAGAAAAGACAAACAGUUUUGAGGAUGCGAGGGAAAUAAACUGGAGAGGAAGAUGCUCCACAGAGAGAGAGGGUCAUUGCUUCUUUAAAUCGCACAGGGAUCGCUGUAAUAUUCAGAUCCCGUUUUAGGCCGUUCCCGCUGCUUCUACAGCUAACAUAAACUCAAACCUUGUUACCCGACUGUCACGUAUAAGUGAAACUGAAGACGUACCGCGAUGAGAACUAAAGAAGUCGCUGGGUUGCAAGAGCGGAGUGGCGAUGGAGCCGCUCAGACACAGCCUGAGGGUGGAUGGUGAAACGUCCGCUCGGUUGGGUAAAACCUCUAAAAUGAAGUUCUUUUUUUCCAUUUCAGCACCAACAAACACCACCACUUCUACAUUUUCUGUUCAGGUUCCUGAAAUGAAACUUCUCCAACCCCAUCCUAACUCUCUUGUUCUGUUUUUUUUUUUUCUCGGUCUCUUGCUUUUCAUUUCCAAAUCUUUAUUUUUUUUGAAAUGUAAAAAAAAGGGCAUUUCUUUUUCUUUUUUUGUUUUUAACCAGCAUUUAUUGGUGUUGCGCCUUUUUAUUUGCACAUUAACUCACAUCUAUAGCAAGGCAAGAUGACGCAGGAUUAUGUCCGAGCUUCAGGAAAAAAAGGACGAGGACACAUAUCAAAGCUACACUGGAUGAAAAGAUGAAUGGGAGGAGGGUUUUGGUCGGUGAAAAUGUUUGCUCUGCCGUCGGCGCUGACGCGGCGCCUCUGUCUCUGCGCUUGUCGGCUGCACAGAACGGCGCCGUUAGACUCUGGCCUACCAACCAGCAGUUCGCCCACUGUCUCGCCUGACAUGAGAGCAGAAACAGACGCUCGUUUGACGUUUAGCGUGAACAUUUGCUUCAACCCAGAGGUCAGGAAACCUGCUGGGCGGAAGAACCCGCAGUAGAAUAGGAACCGUGCAUCUAUGCAUUUAAUAGGGGACUAAAAGUGCUGCAUAUACGAGAGCGUCAGCGCAAACAUUUUCACCCCGGUGGCUGGUUUGCAGAAGUAUAUUGUUAUUGUUUAUGUAUUUAUCGUUUGGAAAUGUACAUAUUAGUUUGCAGCUCUUUGCACAUAUUAAUAAAAAAAAAAGGUUCAACUAACUGAUCAAAUGAAGUCUGUGCGGUUUAGUUGUUCUUGCUCAUGAUUAACCAAAUGAAGGUUUGGCAGCCUGAACCGAGAGAGAGAGAGAGUUGAAUGUACGGUUUAAAGAUGUUUUGGUUUGGCUGCUGCUUUUUCGCCGUUUAAUUAAAGGGACCUAAGAUGCAACCCGCUGCACCUUUUUCACAAGGAGGCGAAGUUACAUUGGCGCUUCCUCUUUAUCGCAAAGCGGCUUAUCAGUCUGCUUUGGUUUCACAGAAAUAUUUACUAACUACCCACGGUGGCCAGGUGUCUAAUAAAAAAAGUUGAUUUUUAUGAGUUUAUUUAAUCUAAUAUCAGGGAAUAUAACACAUCGUAGCUCUAGAGUUAAAUUAUAAUAGAACACUUUAAUGUGACUUUUCUUUUUUCCGUUGAUGCCUUUCAAACAAAACUAGUCCUGAUAUUUUCCAUCAGCCCUCCCCCCCCACCCACCCAUCCCCCUCUGACAGCAUCUUUGGGAUUCGUGCAUUAAAAAGAAUAAGUAGGACAAAACAUUUUACCACUGUACAUUAUUUGUCAGGCUGGUUUCAUUUUCAUACUUAUUUUGUAAAUAUCUAUGUUGUAUGGAGCUUGAACUAAACUGUAAAUAUGUUUACUGUAUUUGUAAUAAUUAUAAUCCAUCCGCUGUAUAGCAUAGAUGUGUCAUGCAGGUAUCCUAACUCUGUGUAUGGUAAUCUUGCACCACUGAACUGUUUAGUGAAUGAGGCAACAAUAUAAAAAUAAAAAAAAAAUGUGCAAACUGCA